This is a messenger RNA of Lycium ferocissimum, 1212 nucleotides long. RefSeq lists its product as uncharacterized. Gene Ontology annotation, molecular function: RNA-DNA hybrid ribonuclease activity; nucleic acid binding. The transcript is spliced from 3 exons. Gene Ontology annotation, biological process: DNA integration. The coding region runs from base 1 to 1212 and encodes 403 amino acids. The record is from RefSeq and is a predicted model, not a curated record. Lineage: Eukaryota; Viridiplantae; Streptophyta; Magnoliopsida; Solanales; Solanaceae.
AUGGCAGAAUAUGAGGCUUGUAUUCUUGGACUCAGAAUGGCAGUUGAUAUGAACAUACAAGAAUUAUUGGUUAUAGGUGAUUCUGACUUAUUGGCUCAUCAAGUACAAGGCGAGUGGACCACCAAGAACGUGAAGAUACUUCCGUACCUGCAUUGUGUGAAAGAUUUGUGUAAGAGAUUUAUCAAGGUGGAAUUCAAACAUGUCCCGAGGGCUCAAAAUGAGUUCGCUGAUGCUUUGAUGAAGAACCCGAUGGAGAACCGGUAUUAUGACAUUAAGAAGUAUUUCAAGAUUCAUGGUGAUUUGAUUCGUGUCCCACCAAAUGAGUUAAAUGUGACGAGUUCUCCCUGGCCAUUCACAGCUUGGGGCAUGGAUGUUAUUGGUCCUAUCGAGCCAGCCGCGUCAAAUGGACAUAGGUUCAUUUUGGUAGCCAUCGACUACUUCACAAAAUGGGUAGAAGCAUCUUCGUACAAGUCAGUGACGAAGAAGGUAGUGGUAGACUUUGUUCGCAACAACAUCAUUUGUCGAUUCGGAAUCCCUGAGUCAAUUAUAACAGACAAUGGAGCUAAUCUUAAUAGUGGUUUGAUGCGGGAGAUAUGUGAAACCUUUAAGAUUACUCAUCGCAAUUCCACCCCAUACCGACCUCAGAUGAAUGGAGCAGUUGAAGCAGCCAACAAAAACAUCAAGAGAAUAUUGCGAAAGAUGAUUGAUAAUUACCGACAUUGGCACGAAAAACUGCCAUUGGCCCUUCUCGGUUAUCGCACCACUGUUAGGACUUCAACUGGGGCAACGCCUUAUCUUUUGGUCUAUGGAACAGAGGCUGUGCUACCAGCAGAAGUAGAGAUACCAUCCUUGAGAAUUAUCCAAGAAGCUGAGUUAAGUGAUGCCAAGUGGGUACAAAAUCGAUAUGAACAAUUGAUGCUCAUUGACGAAAAGAGGAUGAAUGCAGUUUGUCAUGGACAGCUUUAUCAGAACAAGAUAGCCAAAGCUUUCAACAAGAAGGUAAGGCCAAGACGAUUCAAACCGGGGCAAUUGGUGUUGAAGCGCAUAUUCCCACACCAAAAUGAAGCUAAGGGAAAAUUUGCACCUAACUGGCAAGGGCCUUACAUGGUUCACCGAGUAUUAACUGGAGGAGCACUAAUUUUAGCAGAAAUGGAUGGCGAAGUGUGGCCGAAAGCUAUCAAUGCAGAUGCCGUCAAGAGAUACUACGUCUAG